GUGUAUAUAUCUAUUCUUUCCCGGUUAUCUGUUAUCAGCAUCAGCGGAAUGUUUACGUGUAGUUCUCUUCUUUAAACGCGUAUGUAGUGUAGAGAAGUAUUUUUUAAGCUGAAAAUGAUGAUUCGUUUUACUCGCCACAGAGCUCAGAGCCUCAAUACAGAAUUGUGAUAAAUUUUAAAGUCUCCUGGAUCGACCAGUCUGCUUGUCUGUAACCAAGCGGCAACAUUUUUAACAUUGUCCGGACUCUUCGAUAAAAUAGUUUUUAUUUAUCAUGAAUUUUUGGUAAUUUAAGCUACGAAAUACCUCGUACUUUCUUGCCGGAAUGAUAACUUCGAAGUAUCUUUUACUGAUCAUCUUCUAUCUUCAUUGUGUAAGGUGCUCUUUAAAACCCGAAACCAAACAUGAUGACAUUCUCCCACCAUGCAGUAGUUGCAAAGUAUUGGUUGAAUCUUUCAUGAAGGGAGUUAAGAGGACCUCUCGCGAAAAUUUUGCUGGUGGUGAUGCAGCUUGGGAAGAAGAAAAACUUGGCACCUAUGCAACUAGUGAGGUUCGGCUGAUAGAGAUUCAGGAAAAAUUGUGCUCCGAAGUCGGAAGAGGAAAAGACCAGUGUCUGACUCUAAGUGAAACACAUGAAGCACUUCUGGAAGACUGGUGGUUCAAUGAACAGAAAGUUAGCCCUGAUUUAAAGCAGUGGCUGUGCGUGGACCUUCUCAAAGUUUGCUGCCCCGCCGGUCAUUUUGGUGCUGAUUGUCAACCCUGUCCUGGUUUCCCCAAAGUUUGUUUUGGAAACGGAAAAUGCAAGGGUGACGGGACAAGGAAAGGUAACGGAGCUUGCAUUUGUGAUGCUGGAUACACAGGGGAAUAUUGUGAUGCAUGUGGUCCUGGCUACUAUCAGUCAUACAAAGAUGAUGAUAAACUCCUUUGUUCUAAAUGUCAUCCAGCAUGUAGUGGAAACUGCACAGAAGCAGGAACCAAAGGCUGUGAAGCUUGUAAUGAGGGCUGGGCCAUGACAGCAGAAAAUGGAUGUGUGGAUGUCAAUGAAUGUGUUCUGCCAGAUGUCUGUAAACACAAUCAAUUUUGUGUCAACGAAGAAGGCAACUACUCUUGUAUUGAAUGUGAUGCAGCGUGUUCUGGCUGCUAUGGCGAUGGGCCAGAUAUGUGCAUCAAAUGCGCCCCUGGCUAUUUUCUGCAAGAUAAUUUCUGCGUUGUGAUGACUGCGAGGCAGUGGGCACAAACAUCAACCCUGACAAGGUAUCUGACUUAUUUUGGUCUUUGCGUUGCAACAUGCAUUAUUUUUCAGAAAAACGUCAUAGUUGCAAGUGUGAUCGGCCUGGCAGUAGCAGUUUACGUUUCCGUCUCUGAGUACAUGCUCAGUUCAAUCAAUAAUGAGCCCCAAAUGUUGAGUGGGCUGGACUUCAAUAAACUCUUUGCCAAAACGUGAUAUUAGAUAAUUUUAUUCGCCAGGUUGUUUUGCGAAAGAUUGCUGGUGUCCAUCUCAUUAUCUCAUUAUUUCAGUUAUUCCAAGUGAAUAUGGUUCCUCUAAAGACCAUUAGAGAAAGGAAGAUAAGUGCGCCUUUCUCAUCUGUAAAAUUUUUUUUCCAUCUUUACCGUUCUUAUUCGUUCACAAAAAACUACCCUCUUUUGAAUAAUUUUCAUCCCUGCCCUUUGAAACUAGCUUGCUAUACACUGAUUGCAUAUGUGUAAGCAAGAGGAAAACAAGAAUGCUUAAUUUGAAAUUAAUCAGAAAAAGUGGCUACAAAUGGUACAGCAAAGCAUGCAAAAUGCAGGUGAAAAAAAAGUGCAAAGGAAAAAAUGUUUACUAUUGUUAAGUGUUGAUCUUUUCAUGUGCUUCCUAUUAAUAUAAAUUCUCUCAUGUUGUCCUAAAGAAAAAUGAUACAUGCAGAUGAGGACUGUGUGAGCACUCAAACUUUCAAGGCAAGAGGAGUCAUUCCUGCCAAUUUUCUCGGCUAGAGGAUUUAAGCGGUUACAUUUUUACACCCUAAAUGUACAUUUUGGCCAAGGUACACUCUACUAUAGGUAUGGACAAACGGGGUGCUGAAGUGGCAGCGCUGAGAAUCUAGGUCAUUGAAAGACGUCGCAAGUCGCACCGUCUUUGCUGCGCAGUUCAAAAUGAGGUUUUGACAGAUCUGGUAGCUUCAAUAAGCUACCAGAUGAAUUAAAAAAAUUGAUAAAACUCAAAAUAACGAAAAACUUAACUGAGAACACGAAAUUGACGAGACCCACUCUCAGAACAGAAAAUAAACAAGUUUUCAAUGUGGCAUCGCAGUGUCAAAUCUACGCAUUUCGACGACUUUCUAAAAUUCCAUUUGUCCAUACCUGUAGUAGAGUGUACCUUGCAUUUUGGCUGUGUGCCAAGUUAGAAUGCCAUGAUUUAGUCUUUUAUGGAGUUAGGCAUUGUAAUUUCAAAAUCGCAAAUUUUCUGCUCUUAGUUUAAAGCAAGCAGAAACUUCAAUUGGUCUCUGAAAAAUAAUGCAUCAUUUUCAUUUUCAUUUUCUGUGAGUUGGUUUGAAGUGAAUUUUGACUAUAUUCUGUGAUAUGCAGUUGGAACCACUUUGUGACGUGACUCAGCAAAGAUUGGAUUGUGUAUUUUGAAAUUGGUGAUUGUUGUCUCUUUAUACAUUUUGAGAUUUCUUUCCAUGUUUAAUGAGAGCUCAUUUUAGGUAUUAAAACAAUUUUUUCUAUCUGUGAAAGGGAUGGUCAAUCUUUCGUAAAACGAUCUAUACUUAACCUGUUUUUAUAUUCUGCUUAAUUUGUAAAAGUUUGGUUUUUACUUUCCUGGAUCAAAUUUUUAUUAUCAUGUAAUUGUAUUCUCAGUCAUUAGAGUAGAUGUUUGAAAACAUAUCCUCCUUAACUCAUAAUAAAAAAUAAGCCGAGUAAUUAAGUGGCAACAGAGCUUUAACAUUUUACCUGACAGUGAUGUUUUGGGAUUGUUGAUAAAUUAAGAACUUUCUCCCUACUGAAAAAGCUUGUCUCGUUAAAAAUUUGCAAUCUUAAUUGAAAAAAUUUGGUUUACUUUUCUCUGAUAGGAGAACAGGCUUGAAAAACUAAGUAAGCGUUUUAAACAAUUCUUUCUCCAAAUGGAUUAGAUUUCUAUCAGACAGGGGUGAGUCCAUAAAUUCAUAAGCCCUAGCAUCCUGCAUGAUCAACAAAAGCCAGGGCUCAUGAUUUUUGGACUUGCGCCUGUCUAACAGAAACCGAUUUAAUUGUAGGGCUGUAUUUUUAAAAUUUGAAGAUAGAAUGUCUCCUCCAAACAGCAGUAUGUACAUUUUUUUCAAGUAUUACUGUUAGAUCAAUUUGUUGCUCUUGGGUCAAGAAUAGUACAACUUGUAUUAAAAUCACAUUUAUUAAAGAGUUCAUAAUGGCCUAGAACUGUUGCUAAUUGCACCAGUGCUUUCAAGCACUCUAACGUAACUCAUGUAAAUUAUUAAGUAAUUUUGUUAAAAAGGUAACACAUAAAUAUUCAAAUUCACCUCACCUAAUCGUUCAGGUUUAAAGUAGGUUGUCAGUAUAUUUCAUUACGAAGAAACCAAGUGAUUUUCAAAAGUUUGAUUUUCAAAAUUGAAAUGAUACAUUAAAACUUGACACAUGUAGUCUUUUAAAAGCCUGUGGACACUGACCCCCAUCGAAACUUUAUCGUAAUCAUGCCUAAAAAUUUUCGGAUUGUGAUUGAAUUAAAAAGAACUACGUAAAAUGGAACGUACUGUGAUGAUGCAUUUUUUUUGCAUUUUUUAAAAAAUUGAGAAUUUGUCAUAUUAUUCAAUUUUCGGGUGCACGGAUUCAGAAGAUUAAUAUUUCUCAAGUAUUCGACUUUUCGAUGGCGCCAUUUAUCAUGAGUUUAAUAUCUGUAAAAAUAAGACCCUGUCAGAAAAAUUAGAACUUUAAUUUAGGCUCUACAUUUUUUUAAAAAUAUUUUUGAGCGUGCCACUUAAAAGUCCUGCAGUUUCCUGCCAACUAUGCUCAGUAAAAGUAUAAGAAGUAAUAAUCUCAGGGAUCAGUUUUUUCAGAUCCUUCUCCUUUUUACCCCUGAGAAGUAUCUAGUCCAUCCAGUUUAUGCUUUUAUUUGUCGUUUAAAAAUAAAAUUGUCACGUGUAAUUUUGCAGCAUUUUGUAUUUUGUAUCAUAUUGAUAAAGUAUCAGAUUAGAUGUAAAAAUAAUUUUGAACUGAAAAUAGCAGCAACAUUUUUCCUGAACUAUAUUCUUCCAAGCCUUUCUCUCUUAUUUCUGUGUUUUGUGAACUUUGAAGACUUGAGCACAAGUAUGCAACAAUAUAUUUCAUAGGGAAGUAGGUUUCGAAUUUGACUUCUCCGUAGGAUAAUAGGAAUGAGCUUGCUUCCAGCUUUUGCUAGUUUUCCCUGUAAAAAUGUAUUGUGAUUUUGUUAUGUUACACUUUUAAUUCUUCUUGUAAGUCUCUAAAGAUAUAAGUUACAGUCUUGUGCACAGUGAACAGUAUUUUUACAUCCUAAAGAUAAACUUCUCCCUCUGUGUACCCAAUAUACGGUAUUCAGUAGCUGUGACAGGUUUGUCCCUUUAACCAAACGACAUUGUAUUAAGUAGCGCUGUCCUCAAGUUCUCAACAAUUAUGAUUUCAUUAACUAAUCUCCUCAUAUAAUUGAUUGAUUUGAAAAUGGGAGCUAACAGUAUGUUUGAAAGAAGUUUUUUCCAUGGCAACGAAUCGCAUUUUGAUUCCAUCAGUCUGAUUGCGGUCAUUCUUUAUUUAUCGAUGUUCAUGGUUAAAGAGACAUGACUUAUUUCAGUUUAAUGUGGCUCAGUUUAUGUAAUUCAAGGUGAAUGACACUUCCUGAUUCGUUUUGGAUAAUCUCACUUUCAUCAUUCUGUCAAGCACAAUGGUAGAAACUAGUGCAGGAUUCAAACUUUUCUCUAAAAAAUGCUCUGAUCGGAACAUUUUCCCCUAUUGUACUUUGUUCGAUAAGUGCUAUCAAUACCAUCAUUUACCAUUGAACUGAUUUAUUUUUUUAUCAGCAGACCACCAGUGAAGCUAAACUAAAAAAUGGCUAAAUAUUGCACUGAACUACUCCCUUAAAAUGAAAGGGAGAAAAUGACCACCCUUUAAUACAUUUUCUAUCAACUUUCCCACUAUCUCAAGGACUUUUUUACAAGGCGUAUUCAGAAUUCAUACUUGUUAUACAGCUCCCUCAUUUCUUUUUCUGUAUCUCACAUGCAGCGUAAAUUACACCUUUCUCAAUAAUUGUUCAAUAAUUUGUUCUAUGUGGUAAUUUCAUAAGUCUUGAUUUGGUUGUCAAACACACAGUUUGUCCUCGGUGGUUUAUAUUUAAAUGUCUUCCUUCUUUUGAGGUACAAAUUUCAAAUCAAAUAGGUUAAAAACCCUUAUCAUUAAUUUUUGGUUCUGAUCGAUGCAUCGGUCCCCAAAUAGCUGUGAUUGUGAUAAAUAGCAAUUUUAUCGGUUGGUUACUGCGAUUAUAUCGGUGGCACUUUAUCGUGAUAUUAUCAAAUUAAAAAUUUCGAUAAAUGGCUAAUAAAUCGCUAUACAUUGCAGUUUUUGGUUUGACAAAAUUGCCAUCAAUUUUCGUCGAUAAAAUUAAGAUUAAAUCGCCAUUUACCGCGAUUUUUAUUUCGAUAAUAUCGAGAUAAUUGCCAGACGAUAAAAUCGCGACAAGAUAGAGCAUAAUCGCUCAGAUGUUGAUGAUCCUGGCACUUUUAUCGCCGAUAAAAUCGCAGAAAAUCGCGAUUUUUCUAUUGAAAAAUGCAACUUGGGUCGUUGCUUGGGUCAGCAGAUACCUCACGGUACUUUGUGAUGUCUAAAACCUUGCCGUCACAACUUCGAGGGAAGUGAUACAAAAUUUGCAAUAACCGAAUGUAAGUACUUUAGGUUAAUUAAUUAUGAGAAGUGCAGCCAACCAGUUGUUUGUAUUUUAAAAUAAAGUUUUAAUCUUUUUUUAUUAAAUUUAAUUUGUCAGAUGCAACUUUUUUUGGGAGUGGGAGGCGGGGAAGAAAUGUGACAUAUUUGUGUAACUUAUUUUGAGGAUUUUCAGGCCACUUUGUUUACUUUUUGUUUAAUUAGAUUUUAAGUGCAUGGUUAAAAUAUUUCAUUCAUUUUAAGAUGUGCUUAAGAAGAACUACCACCAAAAGAUAAAUAGAGAGACCUUAAUGAUGGAACUUAAGGAUACUCUUCAUGAAAAUCCUUAUCAAUCAUCAUUAUUUUAGAACACUAUAGUCAGAGAAAAUAUCAACAGUGAAACUGCAAACAUAAGUAUUUUGAUUGCAGCCCUUUAAAAUCUUUCGCAGUAUUAUUUUUAAAAGGUGACCAAACUAUAAACAUGACUUGAAAUUUUCAUAGAUUAUUCUUCACAUAGAGAAGAAAAAUCAUAUGUAGACAAUAGGUGUGUUUAUGUAGAAAAUGAGGUAUGGCAGGAAGUCUGCAACGCUGCGAAUCGAGAUACUCAUCUCUGUAGUUUCAACAUCGAUAUGUUUCAGAGAUCUUGCUUUACUAAAUCAAGCCAUAUAAUUGGGUGAGGCCUAACUUACUUUCAGAUAUUUUCACUCAAAUUUAGGGGCUCGGAAGACAAGGCACAUAAGUGCAAUUUUUGCUAUUUUGAGAAAAAUGUGUUUAAAGUUUCUAAAUUAUAUGAAGCCUUCAGGUGGAAAGAAAGUUCGAGCCCACACAUAUUUAAAAAUUGUAUUUUCCCAGUGAAUUUUUCACAGAAUCUAUUUCUAACCUGGAUUUAGUUAAAAUCACUAAUAUUUUAAUUUUUCUGAAAACUGCUCUUAUGCGCCUUGUCCUCCCAGCCCCUCAACUCAUCUUUUGAUGAAUGACUAAUUGAGAAUUUUCUUGGCCUGAUGAUGACCAAUGAAUGGGUUGAGCUUUUUACACGGCAGAUUUGUCAAACUGAUUUGUCAAACCAGGUCUGGUUUGUGUGAUUGAUUACUCAAUAUGCUAAUUGCUACUCAUCAAUCAUUUAUAGGCAGAAUGAUGUUAAUCCAUAAUUAUAACUUUGAAACCAUGAGGAAAUAAGUAAUGGAAAGCCUAUAAAGAUGGAUCUGACUAUAAUGGGGUUUUAAUAAAAUUGUUACCAUCUUGAAUUUCUAAGUAAUAUGGAAUAAAUAUGGAUGUAUUUCUGCCAAACGGAACUAUGUACAUUAAGACAUGAGCCCUGAGACCCAUAAAAAUAUAUGCAUAACAGGGCUUGCGUUAUAAUGCACAUAGUUCUGUUUGGCAGAAAUACAUCCAUAUGCUCUUCCACCAUGAUCUAUUUUUCAGUUACCAACAGGUAGUUCUUCAUUAAAUUGUUAAUUGUUUUUUUUUUGUACUUUUUUUUUUGUAUGUAGUUCAUAAGUUGAAUAAAUUUUUGGUUACAAUCCCUGAAUAAAACGUGAAA
Bemisia tabaci is the source of this 7375-nucleotide messenger RNA. RefSeq names its product Cysteine rich with EGF like domains (gene Creld). The record is from RefSeq and is a predicted model, not a curated record. Gene Ontology annotation, molecular function: calcium ion binding. NCBI's taxonomy places the organism in Eukaryota, Metazoa, Arthropoda, Insecta, Hemiptera, Aleyrodidae.